CAUCCACAGAUCUAUCGCUCCACCAACCUUCUGCUGGCUUCCUCACUUUAGUCAAAUCAUACAGAUCGAUCUCGCAAUUCGUGCUGAUCGGGCAGAUAUCGACUGGAUCUUGCAGUUUGUGACGCAGACUACAGGGAUCAGGGAUCAUAUUCCGUGUUUACGAAGCGUGUUUGAAGUAUAGACCCAAAAUGCCUGAUUACAAGCUGUCGCGAUCGCUUGAAUCGCACUCGGGAGAUGUGAGAGGUGUGAUUUUCCCGGCGGAGGACUUGUUGGCAUCUGUGUCCCGCGAUUGCACGCUCCGGGUGUGGAAACAUCUUCCUGGGAGUGCGGGAUCGAAGGCGGGCGUCGAAUGGACUUCGGACGUUAGCUAUCAGGCUACCAAGUAUCUUAAUAGCAUAGCCUGGAUGAGCGAUCAAGGUCUGAUUGCGUGUGCUGGUCUGAAUCAGGAAAUCGUGAUCUGCUCGCCAAAUGCUAGCCUGACCCCGGAAAGUGCGCUCAAGGGCCACGAAGCUAAUAUCUGCUCUCUGCAUUACUCAGACGGUGUACUGAUCAGUGGUAGCUGGGACAAGACUGCUCGGGUAUGGAUCGACGGGAAGUGCAAGUACAUUCUAAAGGGUCACGAGCAAGCGGUCUGGGCUGUGUUGGUCAUCGGCCCUGAUUCGUUCCUCACCGGCGCUGCCGAUAAGACUAUCCGGCUCUGGAGCGGGAAUCAAUGUGUUUCUGUAUUCAGAGGCCACACCGAUGUCGUUCGAAGCAUAUGUAUGGUCGGUGACGAUCGGUUCGCGAGCUCGAGCAACGAUGGCUCGAUCCGUAUCUGGGACUUCCAGGGGAACUGCCUCCAAGAGCUAUACGGUCACACCAGCUUUGUCUACUCUCUCGCUUAUUCAGUGGCUACGGACGAGAUAAUCAGUAGCGGCGAGGAUCGAUCGGUGCGGGUUUGGAAAGCUGGCGAGUGCGUGCAAAGUAUCAAUCUGCCAUGCAUUUCGGUCUGGUCUGUGGCUGUCUGCCCCGCAAACUCUGAUAUCGCUGUAGGCGGUAGUGACAAAAUUGUUCGGAUUUUUUCUAGAAACCAACAAUCUUGGGCUACUCCGGACGAGCUUGCGAAAUUCGAAGAGCAGGUAGCAGGAUUCGCAAUCUCGACCAACCAGGUCGGCGACAUCAACAAGGAAAAGAUCCCCGGUCUGGACGCGCUGCAGAUCCCGGGUAAGAAGAUCGGGCAGGUUAUAAUGGCAAAGUCCGCUACCGGCGGUAUCGAUGCUUACCAAUGGUCUGGCGACAAAUGGGACAAGAUCGGCGAGGUCGUGAGCGGAGUCGGGCAGCAGCAGAAACAGCUGUAUAACGGCCAAGAGUACGAUUACGUGUUUGAUGUUGACGUGAAGGAGGGUAGUCCACCUCUGAAGCUACCGUACAAUGCCAACGAGAAUCCAUACACUGCGGCCCAGAGGUUUUUGGAGAAGAACGAGCUGCCACAGGAGUAUCUUGAUGAAACUGCAAAGUUCAUUGAGAAGAAUACUGCGGGCGUCCAGAUUGGAACAUCGGAACCUGUUCGCGAUCCUUAUUCCGACAGAUCAGGCUCGGGUUCGACUAGCACCUACUCUGCACCAAAGCCGAAGCGCGCAAAAUCUACUUUGUUCCCGCAGAAAACCUAUCUGUACAUAAAGAAGAUGAACGUACCUAUGUUUAUCAAAAAGACGAAAGAACUCAAUGCGUCAAAAGAUGUUUCUAUCGCAAUCAGCGACGAUGAGUUCUCAGCGCUCUCUACGAUCCUCACCGCCGCUGAAUCUGGGAUCGACUCGGCGGGAGCGGUCAAGGCAGCCUCGGCCGGUCUCAAGAUUGCCAAAAACUGGCCUGCGAACGAAAAAUUAGGCGGUCUAGACGUCUUGCGCACGGUUGUAGGGCAGAUCGAAGACGCGGGAGUGAUUUCUGAGAUUGCGUCGGCUUUGAUUCAGCUCGGAUCUGAGAUUGUGGAUAUUCCGAAUAACGCGAUGAUGGCUGCGAGAGUGUUUGUGAAUAUGUUUGAGAACGAGGUCGGGCGGGUGGUUAUUCAGGAUAGCCAGGUUCGAGAGAGCGUGCUUGACUCGGUGCGAGCGAGUGCGGUGAAGGAGUUGUCGAAGAUGGCGGCCGUGGCUCUGUCUACGUUGAUUUUGAAUUUCAGCGUUCUAGCCAGCAAUGAAAGCGACCCAGAGAUUGCAUUUUCAGUCAUCGGAAUCAUCCCCGACUUUAUCACCCUCGUACAAGACUCCGAGGCGGGCUAUCGGCUGCUGAUUGCGUUCGGCACUUUGCUCUCGCUGCCGAGUCCGGAGGUCAAGGAGGCAGGCCGGAGUCUGGACGGAGAGAAAGCGGUGUCGGUUUUGAAAGUCAGGUUUCCUGGCGAGACGAGGAUCUUGACUGCUGUUGAUGAUGUGCUCGAGUUGUUGAAGUAGAUGAAGAGAGAUAGAGGUUGAUUAAUUUGAAUUCUAUUCGUAGGAUU
Messenger RNA from Myxozyma melibiosi, 2470 nucleotides. RefSeq names its product WD40-repeat-containing domain protein. The record is from RefSeq and is a predicted model, not a curated record. Gene Ontology annotation, molecular function: ubiquitin binding. Gene Ontology annotation, cellular component: cytoplasm; nucleus. The transcript is spliced from 5 exons. The coding region runs from base 189 to 2423 and encodes 744 amino acids. NCBI's taxonomy places the organism in Eukaryota, Fungi, Ascomycota, Lipomycetes, Lipomycetales, Lipomycetaceae. Gene Ontology annotation, biological process: proteasome-mediated ubiquitin-dependent protein catabolic process; ubiquitin recycling.